UGUAUGUAUGUGUGAGCGAGCGUCUUUAUCAUGUCACAUCCAUGUUGCCUUUUGACGCGUUUCGUCUUGAAUCUGCUGGAAAGCAGCUGAGCUUCGUGCACGAAUCCGACGCUAUACUACCGGCCACAAAGUGCACGGAAGAUCUCAGAGGAGCAUAUCUUCGAUUUUGCAUGGAUUUGUGUUUUGCUCUGCGCUCUUGGCAUCACUGCGUAAAAGACUGAUCCUAUUGCCGAGGGGGGAAAAAAGGCGCUGGCGCUGCGCCACGAUCUGGCAAGUGCGCCUCCCUUCACCGCUGUUUGGCUUAUUCAUAGUUAGGGGUUUGGGUUUGGCUGUUUUUAAAAAGGCAAGCACUGCUGUGAAGUUGAUCAGUCUGCUCAGAAAACUUCCAGAGGGGAAAGUGUUUUGGAAUCGGAAAGUCCAGAAUUUCAGUGCGCAACCAAUUGCGCACAAACUGGACUAUUGGAGAAUACCCAAGUGAAUCAUUUUACAUUUUUUUAUAUGUAUGUAUUUAUAUAAAAAUCCAGCGGAUUCUUCUUCAUCACCUUUUUUUCAUCAAAGACUGUUUUUAUUUUCUCAUUUUUUAAGACACCCCAACCUGUGCUUUCACUUUGCACGCGGAGUUUUCACUCGAAUCUGAGUCAAACGUUCAUGCGCUCUCAUAUCUAGUUCUUGCUCUCUUUUUUUCCCCAUUUAAAUCGGACCUCAUUCAAUUUGAAACGAAGUAUGGCUCUUCUUGUGCUGGGUACAUUUCUCACGGCGUUGUCCAUCAGCGGAGGCUCUUACGUGCCGUGCGAGCCGUGCGAUCAGAAGGCGCUCUCCAUGUGUCCUCCGGUCCCGGUGGGCUGUCAGCUGGUGAAGGAGCCCGGCUGCGGCUGCUGCUACACUUGCGCUCUGGCGGAGGGGCAGGCGUGCGGGGUGUACACCGGUACAUGCACGCACGGACUGCGCUGCCUGCCGCGCAACGGCGAGGAGAAGCCGCUUCACGCCCUGCUGCACGGCAGGGGAGUGUGCACGAACGAGAAGGGAUACAAACCACCGCACCCACCCAUUGAUCGCGAAUCAAUAGAGCAUGAUGAUACAGUGAAGCCAGACACGACUGAAGACCAGAUUCCUAAAAUUCCCCUUUACCCCAAACCAGACGUAAUCAACAGCAAGAAGCAUGCUGCCGUGCGCAAGGACAAGAAGAAACAACAGGAGAAGCAUCGGUCACUGGGGUCGAUGGACUACUCCCGCCCCAUCGACAAACAUGAGCCUGAAUUUGGUCCCUGCAGAAGGAAGCUGGAUGGAAUCAUUCAAAGUAUGAAAGAUACCUCCCGCAUCAUGGCUCUUACCCUCUACCUGCCUAACUGUGACAGGAAGGGUUUCUUCAAGCGCAAACAGUGCAAGCCCUCCCGUGGCCGGAAACGAGGCAUCUGCUGGUGCGUGGACAAAUACGCGUGGCAGCUGCCCGGCACUGACUACAGCGGCGGUAACAUCCAGUGCAAGGAUUUGGAGAACAGCAACAACAACGAGUGAGAAUCAACCCACCCUGAUCACCAGACCUAGGGCCCACCUCCUUGUCCUGUCCCACCAGUCUACCCCGCCAGUCACUUUGAGAUUUUGAUGCAAAACGACAAAGAAACACAACAGCUAUUACAAAUACGAACAAUCAGACUAAAAA
Molecule: messenger RNA, 1660 nt
Organism: Puntigrus tetrazona (Sumatra barb)
Lineage: Eukaryota; Metazoa; Chordata; Actinopteri; Cypriniformes; Cyprinidae
Product: insulin-like growth factor-binding protein 5
Biological process (GO): regulation of insulin-like growth factor receptor signaling pathway
Cellular component (GO): extracellular region
Molecular function (GO): insulin-like growth factor II binding; insulin-like growth factor I binding; fibronectin binding
Source: RefSeq, a predicted model, not a curated record